Molecule: messenger RNA, 2444 nt
Organism: Rhopilema esculentum
Lineage: Eukaryota; Metazoa; Cnidaria; Scyphozoa; Rhizostomeae; Rhizostomatidae
Product: histidine ammonia-lyase
Biological process (GO): L-histidine catabolic process
Cellular component (GO): cytoplasm
Molecular function (GO): histidine ammonia-lyase activity
Source: RefSeq, a predicted model, not a curated record
AUUAUAACUGUUUCGCAUGACUAAAAAGCCCGCUACAUUUGGACGGAAACUGGUCCAAGCAUAUUGGCUCUUUCGGGGCAAUUUCCGAGUAUGAAAUUGUUUGUGAAAGUUGACGAUGGUCAGUGGAAUGCUUUACCGUGCGGGGAUGGUGAAUCGAAGGUUGGCUGGAUUGCCUCCGAAAUGAAAACAAGAUUGUGCCUGGAGGCCGAUGCAGUUGACCUAAAAUGCCACGUCCGUACGAAAAACGGAGAAUCGUGCCUACUCAACGCAAGUGAUAGAAUAAGAGAUGUUUUAGAAAACAAUGACUUUGUUCAAAUCGUUAGCAAAACUGUGCAAAAUGGUGCUGUAUCUAGUGGGGAUGGAGAGGAUGAUAUGGCCAGUAAUAAAACAAAUGAGACUGUUAAGCUUGAUGGCAACUCCUUGACAACAGAGCAGCUGGUCAGAAUAGGAAAGGGUUCAGUGAAAAUUGAGCUAACUGAAGAAGCUUGGAAUCAUGUGAAGAAAUCAAGAGCAUUGCUUGACCAAAUUGUCAUUGAAAACAAAGUUGUAUACGGUGUGACUACUGGAUUUGGAAAGUUUGCGCAUGUUGUUGUACCCAAGGAGAAACUAGAGAGGCUGCAGGAAAAUCUCAUCAGAUCUCAUGCAUGCGGUGUUGGAAAGCCCCUAACAAUAGAAAGAACAAGAAUGCUUUUGGCACUUAGAAUCAAUAUUCUUUCCAAAGGCUACAGUGGAGUUUCUGUUGACACACUCAGCAAUAUGAUUAAUAUGUUGAAUGCAUCCUGCUUACCUUUGGUACCAGAACAAGGAACCGUUGGUGCCAGCGGAGAUUUGGCCCCCUUGGCCCACUUGGCACUUGGUGCUAUGGGUGAGGGCAAAAUGUGGAGUCCCAAAAGUGGAUGGGCAGACGCUAAAGAUGUGUUGGAAUCGCAUAACUUGAAGACAAUAUCCCUUCGCCCAAAAGAGGGUUUGGCUCUUAUCAAUGGAACACAGUUGAUAGCUUCUCUGGGCUCAGAGGCUCUUGAGAGAGCUGCAGCAAUUGCAAGACAAGCUGAUGUCAUUGCUUCGCUGUCGUUGGAAGUUUUGAAAGGAUCAACCAAAGCCUUCCAUCCGUUAAUACAUGAAGCUCGGCCUCAUCCCGGGCAGGGAUUGGUUGCCAAGAGCAUGCGAGCUUUGCUGCACUCUGAUGUUUUUCCUUCCGAAAUCGCUGAAAGCCAUCGAUUUUGCCACAAGGUCCAAGAUGCAUACACUCUUCGAUGCUGCCCGCAGGUUCAUGGAAUAACUCGAGACACAAUUGAAUUCGUAAAGAAAAUUUUGACGACAGAACUCAACAGUGCUACAGAUAAUCCCAUGGUUUUUGCUGAAAUCGGAGAAACUAUGUCUGGUGGUAAUUUUCAUGGAGAAUAUCCUGCCAAGGCUCUUGAUUAUUUAGCCAUUGCUGUUCAUGAACUUGCAAAUAUCGCCGAGAGACGAACCAACCGACUCAUGAAUCCAGCAUAUAGCGAACUACCUGCUUUCCUGGUGGAAGAUGGAGGAUUCAAUUCUGGUUUCAUGAUGGCACAUGUAACUUCUGCAGCUUUGGUUUCUGAAAACAAAGGGCUCUGUCAUCCAGCCUCGGUUGAUUCUCUAACAACAUCAGCUGGCACGGAGGACCACGUAUCAAUGGGAGGCUGGGCUGCAAGAAAAGCACUUAGUGUCGUAGAGAAUGUCGAAAGAGUUAUGGCUAUAGAACUGAUGGCAGCCUGCCAGGGGAUCGAAUUCCUCAGGCCAUUGAAAACAACAGAACCUUUAGAAGCCGUCUACAAAGUGGUUCGAGCCACGUGCAAAAAACUUGAUGGGGACAGAUACAUGGCAGAGGAUAUUGAAAAUAUCACGCAGCUAUUGAGGAGCGAGAAGAUUUGGAAAACGGUUGUACCAUUUAUCGAGAGAUACAAUAAACAAAUUUUCGUUGGUGAUGGUGCAGAACCUCUUAAUUCUCCAACUUCAUCCUCAAUCCAACAAGAACCAAUCACAAAAAGGCAGAAAUUUAACUAAGGUUCCAGUCAGUAAAAGACUUGUUUUUAAUAAUUUUCGUUAUUUAUCGAAGGCUUAUUUUUAAAAUGUAAAACUGACUAUUUAUUAGGUUUUGUCAUUAGCAUUAAUCGUAUUGUUUCAUUGUUUGUUUAAUCUGUGUCAUAGAAGGUGAAAAAAGGAAAAGACUGUCUGUGAACAGUUAAAAGAUCUGUCUUCAUGCACGUGAUAAAUACCAGUAUUCCCAGAGUGCAUUUGAUUGGUCCAAAUUAGAGCCCGAUAUUUGAUUGGUUACGACUCUGCUAACACUCUUGUCUUUGUCACGUGCCACAGACAGUGCUUUCCGACUUUUAUGAUGCACCUUUGCAUUUUAUGAUGGUUUUUUACUGUGUUUAGGUUGUUCCCCGUUAAUUUUAACCCUUUUGUAAGUUUCUUUU